UCCAUUUUCUGGUGUGCAAAUAUGUCAUAGUAACCACAAAAACUGAUAAAAUGAACUAAUACAUAUCUACAGGUGGUUGUUGUUGUAGUAGAAUAAUGGUUGAUAGAAAGAACCCAAAAGCCUACCAGACUAGAAGAAUUACGUUUUCUGCAUGUCAUCGACUACACAGCCCUUUUUUAGAUGAUGCAGAAAAUGAAAAAGUUUAUGGAAAGUGCAACCAUAUAAAUGGCCAUGGACACAAUUACAUAGUGAAAGUAACCCUCUUUGGGGAAAUUGACCCUAAAACAGGGAUGAUACUCAAUAUGACAGAACUGAAAUGGUACAUGGAGCAAGCUAUAAUGAAACCUAUGGACCAUAAAAAUUUAGAUAAAGAUGUCGAAUAUUUCAAGAGCCGACCUAGUACAACUGAGAACCUUACAAUUUUUAUUUGGAAGCAAAUGAAAGAUAUUAUGACGAGUCCUGAACUGUUGUAUGAAGUUGAGAUUUAUGAGACAGAGAAUAAUAUUGUAAGGUAUAGAGGAGAAUGAGUAAUUGCAUUGAUUACAAAUCCACAUUCCACUGCAUUGAUCAUAUGAAUAAAAGUAUAUAUAAAUGUA
This is a messenger RNA of Zophobas morio, 596 nucleotides long. RefSeq names its product 6-pyruvoyl tetrahydrobiopterin synthase-like (gene purple). Gene Ontology annotation, molecular function: 6-pyruvoyltetrahydropterin synthase activity. Gene Ontology annotation, biological process: tetrahydrobiopterin biosynthetic process. Bases 96 to 527 code for a protein of 143 amino acids. The record is from RefSeq and is a predicted model, not a curated record. Gene Ontology annotation, cellular component: mitochondrion. NCBI's taxonomy places the organism in Eukaryota, Metazoa, Arthropoda, Insecta, Coleoptera, Tenebrionidae. The transcript has 3 exons.